Molecule: messenger RNA, 5055 nt
Organism: Cinclus cinclus
Lineage: Eukaryota; Metazoa; Chordata; Aves; Passeriformes; Cinclidae
Gene: STX11
Product: syntaxin 11
Exons: 4
Coding region: 3823-4689 (288 amino acids)
Biological process (GO): intracellular protein transport; synaptic vesicle fusion to presynaptic active zone membrane; exocytosis
Cellular component (GO): synaptic vesicle; SNARE complex; presynaptic active zone membrane
Molecular function (GO): SNARE binding; SNAP receptor activity
Source: RefSeq, a predicted model, not a curated record
AACGGCACCGGCACCUCGGGAACGGCACCGGCACCUCGGGGAAGGCACCGGCACCUCGGGAACGGCACCGGCACAUCAGAAAAGGCACCUGCACCUCGGGAGCGGCGCGGGUGGAGAGACACGGGACCGGCCGGACUGUCCUGCCCGGGGGCUCUUACAGUGGAGAAGAGAGAAAAAAAGUUGAGUAAUUUGAAAAAUUCAAGCCUGCUGUUCUACCUGUGAUGGGCACGGUUGGGAUGACAGGGAAUUUGGACUGAAAAGAUGACUAGUACUCUGCUAUAAGCCAAUUAGUCUUCUGAAAAGAGGAAAACCUACUGUUAAAAAAAAUAGUCUUUUCCCCAAGUUAACUUAUAUUGUCAAAUCUACUAUUAGACAACAGAUACCAAGCAAAAAUAUUAAUUCUGGUCUGAAACAAUUGUUUACAAAACAGAUAGUUACUAGAAAAUUAUUAAAUCUGAACUCUAACUCUUAAACAAAAGGCUUCAGUUAAAUUAUUUUUUUUACCUAUGCAUGACUUGCAUUUAGUGCAACAGCAGCACUUUAUUUGCCUUGGAAUGCAGUGUGUUCAAUUCAGCAAAUCCAUCUGAGUAGAUUUCCAUCAAUACUACAUCCUCUACAAGCCAUAUGGGAAGUCACUGAAAUGUGCUGACACAUACUUAGCUAUGAAGUAAUUUUGCCUAAGAGCAAGUUAUUUCCUAAUUGUUCACCACUUGUUUUUUGGGUCACAUCCAUUGUGUGUAAUGCAAUCAAAAUCACAUGCCAUUCAGAGCCAGGAUGAGCCACGUGGGUUCCUUUUACCUUCCAAGGGCAAGAACUACUGACAGAAAUGGUUUUUAACCAACUUGUUUUGAAAUAUCUGUUGUUCCUCAAACAACUGAAGUAAAAGCUUCAUCUUGUAUGGCCCUACUCCAGACUGAAAAGAUUACUGACUAGACUUUUGGUGGCCAUGAAAUAUGGAUGCUGUGCUGAAACUGCUUCAUCAUUUGUCCCCAAACUCAGAUCACAGAAUAUUCUAAUCUGGAAGGAGCACACAAGGAUCACUGAGCCCAACUCUUAAGUGAAUGUCCCAUAUGGGGACAGAGUGUGGGUAUACAAAUGUUAAAGCUGAAAUAAACAUAAGUGUGUAAUUCACUUGUUUCUAUAGAAAAAUCUUUUUAUCCUUAGAUCAUUUCUACUUCAUUAACAGGCUUCAGAACAUUAGCAAUGUUAGGCAAUGUUUGUAGGAUUCCCUUAUGUAUCUAUAUGGGGCUAACAGAAAGGGGGUGCAUGCAUAUGCAUAGUUUUUGAUUUUCAGAGUGGUUUUUUUUGUCUGAAAUCUCAUGUCAUGCACAGUUGUCUGGGGCUGCAGUCUUAUUGCAACAGGACAAUUUGCAUGUUUCUCAUGCAUCAUGGGAAAGCUUGUCACUGUGGUGAUUAAUACCAGUAAGUAGCACAGUAACAUGAAAAGAUGAGCACUGAACAUGCCCUCAGCUGACUGUCCUUGCUGGGUAUCUGCCUUUAAAGUUGUAGCCUCUGCAGUCAUUGCCUGGCCUGUAUUUCCUGUGUGUAUGUUCAGGUGUACACAUCAUGAUGGACUGCAGAAAGAGCUUCAUAUUCACAAGGACAGAUUUACUAGCCCAAAAAUAUAAUCAUGGAAGUACAUGUUCCAGUUUGAAUAUAUGUAGCAUUUUAAAAGAAAAUAAAACUGACAGCUAAUCUAUUAAACCUCACUAUUAGAAUUAAGGCAGUUACACACCUGCAGUUGUUACUCCACAGUAAUUGGUGUCUUGAUGUCCUAAUGUGUUAGAUGUCUCUUAUAUAGAGAGAUCUAUAUGUAUUUCCUUGUGAAGUAGUUGAAUAUAUUUAAUGUUCAUGGUUGAAUUAGCAAACUUUUUAUCUAAGGCUGAUUACCAAAGCAAUCUAGAUUGAACCUUUGGACAUUGUCUAAUCCAGGCCUGCUCAAAAUGCACACAGGCAGUUCAGGUUGCUGAGGGCCAUGUCAAGUAGAGUUUUAAAUUUCUUCAAGGAUGCUGAUUCCAAAACUUUUCUGGGCACCUUUUCCAUUGUUUCUAAAUGUUUGGAGUUUUCCUCUUUUUCCUUACCCCCUCCCCCUCAUUUUGUAUCUGGCUGGCUCUUCUCUUGUUUCCACUUAGGUCUGUUGCAUCUUGUGCUAUUGCUGUACAUUUCCAUGAAGGGUCUAGCCUUACAUUAAGCAGUUAGUGAUGACAAGAUCUCCCUUGAGCUUCCUGUUUCUCAGGCUGAACGUUCCCAACUCUCUCAGCCUCUCUUCAUAUGUCAGGUACUUCAGCACCUCUGACCACCUCUCUGGGCUCCCCUGAGCUCAUCCCAGUGUGUUUGGUGAGUAACACUCCAGAUGUGGCCCCUCAAGGGUCAGACAGGAGGGAUCCCUUUCCUUCCUCACUUUUGCUGCUCCAGCCUGGAUGCAUGGGCUCAUGUUCCCAGCCUUACUAGCACAUCAAAGUCCUGCAGAGCUGCUUCCCCAUCAGAGAGCCCAACUUCUACUGCUGCACUGGGCACUGUAUGAAGGGAGAGGCCGAUGCUAAUUUUACAGACUGAGGUCUGAGGUUAUCCCUAACUACCAAUAAUGUAUCCUGUAUUAAUAUAUUGCUGUUUGAAUUACAAGCAAUGCAAUCAGUGUAUACAUAGAUGCAAACUUUGCUGAGUAAUAACAGCAUCUGAUAAAGGAGGCCAUAUUUUCUAAACCAUUAUUUGUUCAGCUGAAAUAUUUCAAAUUGCUGUUCCCCCUUGCUCUCCUUGCUUAUUUAUUUCUGCUCUUUAGUGUCAGUUCUGUCCCUGACACCAUCCAAGGAAUGCUUGGAAGUUAUUGUCCUCUCUUGGGAAGAUCUGGUUCCCCCUUAUUUGAAAUAGGAAAAUAAUGUGGCGAUGUUACAUUCCAGCCUACUGUUUCUCUUUAUUUAAAAAAUCCUGAAAUUCUGCCAAAUUGUGAGUUUCUCAAAGCAACAGUUUCCAAAUACCCCAAAAAUUUUUACUGUGUUCCUUGAGCAAAAGGUGCUCAAGAAAACUGAAAUCGAAACAUUUUCUUGAACAUCACAAUUCUCUUUGGCCAAAUAUUGCAAAUGCUGACCUAUGGGGUACUUGAGCAUGUUCAGCAUAAAGCUGAACAAGUGUCCUCUGUAAUUUGUGAUAUUUGUGGUCUAAUAUAAUGCUGAAAUACAGGCAUGAAGUUACUGUCCUUCCAUCCUGUCCAGGUACUGUGUGUAGAUAGGGAAGAACAUCUUGAAAAUGUGAAGUGGGAAACAGACUAGGUGAUGCACUUUAGAAACAGAAUGUAAAAGACAGGACUUAGGGAGAAUGAAAGAAAGUGCUAAAAAGUCCCUGAUUUUGCAGGACUCUGAAGUCAGGCUCAGAGAGAUGGCAUCCAUUUGUUAGGACAAAACUCUGAAUACUUUAGCUGUGGAGACAUAUCCCAGACAGGUACAGGUCCUCAAUGCAGAGUUAAAAGAUACUGAUGUUGAACACCUUAAACGCAGGUUUUGGCAUGUAGAUACAAUUAAUGUAGGCUUUUAGAACUAAAUAUUGGGAAGCUGGGAAAACCCAGGGUGAAGACUAUAAGUGCAAGUGCAACUUGAUCCCUCUAUUCUGCUUACAACUAGACUCUACUGGAUCUGCUGGAUCACGGAGAUCUUAUGUGAUGCUGUCCAUGUCACUGGAGAGGAGCUCUUCACAAGUGACCUUGAUCCAUGUGUUCACUCACUGAUGUCCAGCUUGCUCCUUUGGGAUCUUACUCAGCAAACCGUUCAAGGCUUGCAGCAGUGACUGAAGUCAGAAGGGGCUGACUUCUGAACGAACAUUCCAGACGGGAUGAAAGACCGUUUAAGUGAGCUGCGUGAAUUUGCCAGGUUACAAAACCAACAGUUUUCUGAUAGUGAUGAUGAUGAAAAUUCACCCCAGGAUAUUCUCCUUUAUGAGACGGACUAUGCCUUGGAAAUUCUUCAUAAGGACAUACAGAGCAUCCGGACAGAAAAUGACCACCUAAAAGCAGAUGUCAACCGUCUCAGAAAGCAAAACACCCGCUUCCUUACUUCCAUGCGCCGUCUUAGUAGCAUCAAGCGAGAUACUAAUGGUAUUGCCAGAGACAUUAAGAGCCGUGGAGAAAGCAUCCACAGGAAACUGCAGGUAAUGAGAGAUUUCUGUGAAGAUGCAAUAACAAAAUAUGGAGCUAUGUCUGUCAUUGCCAGGGUGGCGAAGAACCACUAUGUUGACCUCAUGCAUACAUUUCAGGACGCUAUGUUUGAUUACAAUGCAACAGAGAUGAACCAGCGAGAGAACUGCAAGAUUCGAAUUCAGCGGCAGCUGGAGAUCAUGGGCAAAGAUGUUUCUGGACACCAGAUUGAGGAGAUGAUUGAGCAAGGCAAAUGGGAUGUUUUCUCUGAGAAUCUCUUGUCAGAUGUUAAGGGAGCUCGUGCCGCCUUGAAUGAGAUAGAGACACGACACAAAGAGCUGGUGAAGUUAGAAGGACGCAUUAAAGAAGUUCACGAACUCUUUCUGCAGGUGGCCCUGCUGGUGGAGGAACAGGCAGACACCUUUGAUGUUAUUGAGAUAAAUAUGCAAAAUGUUGAGGACUAUGUAGGAGAUGCUAAAGACCAAGUGAAAAAAGCUUUGGAAUACAGGAGAAAACAUCCCCUCAGAACAAUCCUCUGCUGCUGCUUAUCAUGUUGCAGAAGGUGAUGAUCUCCCAUUGGAGUUAUCACAGACUGACCUGAAUGCCUUCAAAACCAGGUGUUCUUUCCUGAGACUUUUCUCUAAUGUCAAGCCCUAGAAAUGGGGGAUAUUUUGCAGUUGGUUUUGUUCAUUGCCUUUUUACUAAAUGUGCUGAAGGCUGUUUCUACUUAUGAACUCCUAGAAAUGUUGAUAAAAACUGUUUUUAAUCUAAUUUUUAUUGAAAGGUACUGUUACUGUAACUAGAGUACUCUACAGUGAUACUUGUUUCAUAUAGGCAAGAAAGAAGAAUGAGUAACUUGUACUCGGGAAGAUGAAUACUUUCAAAAAGUAACUUUUAUCUGUCAAAGUGAAGCUGCAGGCUGAAGCCUUAUU